Messenger RNA from Limulus polyphemus (Atlantic horseshoe crab), 669 nucleotides. Its product is annotated as acanthoscurrin-2-like. Lineage: Eukaryota; Metazoa; Arthropoda; Merostomata; Xiphosura; Limulidae. The record is from RefSeq and is a predicted model, not a curated record. Bases 1 to 669 code for a protein of 222 amino acids. The transcript has a single exon.
AUGCUUUUAGUGACUUGUGCUCUAGUCAGAAGCGAAGAUCUGAAAGAAAUUGAUUCCACUUCUAACAAUCAAAAUGACCUCUCGGUAGCAGAGUCAGGUUAUGGGUAUGGAGGCGGGGGAUACGGUGGUGGUGGAAAAGGAGGAUACGGUGGUGGCGGAUAUGGAGGAUACGGUGGUGGUGGAAGAGGAGGGUAUGGCGGUGGAGGAUAUGGUGGCAGUAGAGGAUAUGGUGGCAGUGGAAAAGGAGGUUUUGGUAGAGGAGGAUAUGGUGGUGGUGGAAAAGGAGGUUUUGGUGGAGGAGGAUAUGGUGGUGGUGGAAAAGGAAGUUUUGGUGGAGGAGGAUAUGGCGGUGGAGGCUACGGUGGUGGAGGAGGAUAUGGUGGUGGUGGAAAAGGAAGUUUUGGUGGAGGAGGAUAUGGUGGGGGUGGAAAAGGAGGUUUUGGUGGAGGAGGAUACGGCGGCAGAGGCUACGGUGGUGGAGGCUAUGGUGGUGGAGGCUACGGUGGUGGAGGCUAUGGUGGUGGUGGCUACGGUGGUGGAGGCUUCGGUGGCAAGAGAGGAGGAUACGGUGGUGGAGGAAGAGGGGGGUAUGGUGGUGGAGGCUACGGUGGCGGAAGAGGAGGAUACGGUGGUGGAAGCUUUGGAGGAGGUGGAUAUGGUUGGUGGUAA